AUGUUGCUACAGUUAAUUUUUCUCAAUUUUCUCGCUACGAUUGGAGCCGUUCGACACAAAAGGUAUCUAGUGUACCCGGACGGAGGGCCGGCCCGUGCUCAGUUCAUUAUUGGUCUUGGUAUACCGGUAGAUUUGAAAGAAGCAUCUGUAACUGUAGGCACAGUUAUUAAAUUUCAAUACGAUUUGCCAACAAAUAGUUCAGACUACACGAGUAGAAUAUACGGAUUUGCAAAUACCGUAUCUAGAGAUAUGUAUGGUGUAACAACAGAUGAAGAAUCAAAUGAUCUUGGUGAUGUGGCUAAACUGAGCGAUACAGAAAAUGUGAUUGAUGACGGUAAAGAAAGAGAAAAAAAUACAUUAGUUGAAUUAACUUUUAAUGAGGAUAGACGAAAAAGAUCAUUAGUUUAUGCUGAAGGCGGUGCUAUAAAUAUUAACACGGCAGAUGAAACUACCGAACUGUCACUAGAAGAAGCUAUUAGGCGGCAAGAAAUUAUUGACAAGAAUAAUAUAGAAGAUGAAGAGCCGCAGAGAAUGAAUAGAUGGGACUUUUACAAAAUCAUUGAGCAUAUGGCUGAAAGAUAUGGUUACUCAGGCCGGCCGUGCUUGCUGCGAACAAUCUGCGAGGCAGCGAAGAUUCCUUUCACUCGCGAAAAUGGCUUGCUCGCAGAAAUUGGCCAUAUAUUAUUCACCCCAUCAACCACCAAAGAUACCCUAUCUCAUCAUACAGAUAAUGAGUAUCAUGCAGCAGAACGGUUCGGAAGAGAACUCGGUGUAAAUUGUGAAGAUUUGUUCCCCGAAUGUGAGGAUUCCAUAUUGGAAACGUUUACGGAGAUUGGAGAAGAAACUAUGCAUAAAUUUGGACUGUUCUAA
Messenger RNA from Achroia grisella, 870 nucleotides. RefSeq lists its product as uncharacterized. The transcript is spliced from 4 exons. Bases 1 to 870 code for a protein of 289 amino acids. Lineage: Eukaryota; Metazoa; Arthropoda; Insecta; Lepidoptera; Pyralidae. The record is from RefSeq and is a predicted model, not a curated record.